Messenger RNA from Caenorhabditis auriculariae, 4429 nucleotides. NCBI's taxonomy places the organism in Eukaryota, Metazoa, Nematoda, Chromadorea, Rhabditida, Rhabditidae. The record is from the annotation of a GenBank genome assembly.
AUGGUGAUUCGCAUGAGAAUCGUGCCGUAUUUGUGGAAUGACCACGCAGUUUCACACAAUCCCGAAAAAAGGCCGCCAGGACCGUUUUUGAUCGAUGUCCGCAGCUGCCGGCCGUUUGUAAAAUGUGGUGGCGGUCGGGUCCCAAAAGGUUUGCCUCCUUAUUUCUUCGGUACCCUGAACCAUCUGGGCGCUCCGGGGCUUCUAUAUUGGCUUAUCUUGAGCCUUUUUCUCAUUCCUUUCCAAUUCCGACAAAAUUGUCGUUUUUCCGCUUAUGCCGUGUUUGAAGUAACUUCCGCAAAAUUCACAACUAUCUCUGACACUCCAAAGUUUCCAAAAAAAAAUCUCAAAACCAAGAGAAACUGUACUAUUACAAAAUAUUGAUUUAAAAAUUAUUAAACUGGAAAAUUUUUAGUGGCCACUAUAGAGGCUCCCCAAGGACUACUUUGAGAGGACACUUAAGUGGCCACUAAACCCACCUCUAUAGUGGUCACUAUUUUCCGUUUUAGUGGCCCCUGUAGAUGUUCUCUGAUUAGUGACCACUUCAGUAGUUUUUUAUCCAAUGUACAAACUUCGACCUCUAUCGUGGCCAUUAAUUUUUUACCCCUUUAGUGGCCACUAAAAAUUUUCCCAGUAAUUCGAACACGGAUUAGAAAUAAUUACGCAAAAUUACGCGCGAAAUUCAAAACUUUUGGAUAUUAUUAAACCGAUUUUGCGCGUGAAAGUCUCCAUCUUUUUCUAGAACCUAGCUUUUUUUUAAAGCUUUGAAAAUUCUAUUUUUGAGUGUUUCGCGGGAUAAUUUUGAACUAAAAAGGCCAAUUUUUAAUCGCCGAAGUUUUCCUAACAGGGCGUCAGUUUUGAACCCCGCAAGAACAUUUCGAGCCAGCUUGUCACGUUUUUAUCUCUGUCAAAAAUACAGUAUAUCAUUUUUCGUUUCGAGACCUGUUUUUUGUAGUUCUUUUUUGAAAAGUCUCGAUAAAACAGCGUGAAAAGCUGAGUUCACGGUAGCUUUUUUAAGCGUUUUGCUCAAAAAACAUGAUUUUUUUGCCCGGAAUAUACUAUAUUUCUUCUAAAAUGCGGUUUUUUUCGAAGAAUUAAAAUAAAAAAACAAUUUUUGAGGUGAGUUUAUUUAAAGUGAAUUCAAGUUUUUAUUUUAACGUUAAUACGGAAAAAGCUCCAACUUUCUCGUUGACUCAUUCUUUUUGACGUUGGAAAUCGAAAAACGGCUCAAAAUCCGGAAGGAGUUGUUUUUGACGUGGAAUGGCGGCCGAGUGAGUAAAACAAUAGGAUGGACAAUGGUAGGAGUUUGUCCAGCACACAGGAAACAAGAUCAGAUGCCGGUUUCCGAAUACAGAGGGGCGAAAGAAGCGGCUGACCGGCCCGGCUUUUUCCCCGUCGGCUCGAUUAAAUAUUACACUUUUCUCCCAACGUACGUGCCCUCGAGGUGAACAUCUCUAAUGUUCUCUUUUACGACCUCAAUUGACUGUUUUCUAAAUGACUUUUUAAAGCCCGAAUUGAUGAGAAGCUUUCUUCUUUACAUAUUAUUUUUUGCGGAAAAUCCUGCCUUCACUUAGGAACUCUAGAGCGGUCCUUAUAGGGCUUUUGGAGAGUCCCCUCUAGGGGUCAUUUUGCCAACCCCUAUAGGUACCCCUAAAGCUUCCAAAAGUGGCCCCUACACGGGACAUUCUAGUCGAUAAAUUUAAUGAACUCGAUGCGAGGUAGCGUUUCCAUGCAAAAAACUUUAAAAGAUUAACCUUGUUUUAAUAAAAUUGUACGACCCCUAUAGGGACCCCUUAAGCUUUAGGUGCUAAGGGUCAGACCCUGAACCCUUAUAGGGACCCUUUAAGCUUUAGGUGCUGAGGGGCCAGACCCUUAACCCUAUAGGGAUAACUUUGAAAUUCCUGAGUCAACCCGUUGAUUCCUCAAGAAGGAGCAUGCUAUUAUACUGUUUGCGCCUACUCGGCCGACCAUAACCCCGUUCCAAAUACGGUUCGCCUUUUAUUGACACAUCGCCACACGCAUCAACCCUUCAACGCAAACUGACAAACUGACAAGUUGCCCUGCCCGUCACUCUUUUCCUUUUUUUCUGCCUAACCUGGGCCGUUUUACGGCUUUUUUAUCACCUUUUCGUUGAAUAACCUUUCCUCCUAUCUUUGAAAAGGUAAACCUGCACUUUUGAUCGAUCUUUUUUGAAUUCAACUCAAAAGGGAAAUGUGAAGUUUGGAUAAUUCUAUAAGUUUUCCCAAACUCUUUGAAUAUUUCUCGAGAUCGCUAGGAACUCUUAUUCUAGAAGAUGUGAACUUUCAAAAUUGCGAAAUAUUGCUCUCAGGCCUUGAUUUAUGAAAGAAUUUUUUAGUGGCCACUAUAGGGUUUUGACGUUUUAGUGGUCACAAUAGUAGUCAAAUUAGUGGCCACUUAAGGGAUUGAAAAUUAGUGGCCACAAUAGAAGUCUUAGUGCUACUACGAGACCAUUAAAAAUUUUAGUGGCCACUUUAGGGGUUAAUGGAUCAACAUAACUGGUCCAAUCUGUUUGUUUUAAAAUUAUCAGAGUUACUGGAAGGAAUACUGGAUGAAAAACUACUGAAGUGGCCACUAAAACGGAAAAUAGUGGCCACUAUAGAGGUGGGUUUAGUGGCCACUUCAGUGCCUUCUCCAAGUAGUCCUUGGCGAGCCUCUAUAGUGGCCACUAAACGUUUUCCCAGUUGUUUAUUUUUUAAACCAAUAUUUUGUAAUGGUACAGUUUUUCUAGACUUUCAGACUUUUUUUUUUGGAACUUUUCCGGAUUCCUAAUUACAAUUUCUGCCAUGGUUAGUCAUCUAUGGCUUUCCAUGACUUUUGGAUGAUCCUAAGCCUUUUAGUGAUCUUUCAAGUAGUUUUUAUACCUCUUUAGGGCCCACUUGAAAAAUUUGCAUUAGUCCCGUGGAUUCAUAAGCAUCUAAUAAAUAACUGUCAGCUUUCUUAAGCUUGUUACAUAACUUUCGCGCUCCAUGGAUACCAAAAAACUUUCCCUUUUCUCUAUUAUUUCCUUUGUCACAAAACCUUCGGACUUUUAAAAAUGGCAGUUUCAUUGACCGUCGGAUUUAUUCGAUUUCUGAAGCGGCUUUCCUUUCACACUGCUCAAUGAUCAUUGUUAUGAUGUCCAGGCCUUCCAAAUUGCGGUCAUAAAAAAUCUCAUUUUGAAUGGAGGAUAUAUUCGGACAAUGAGACAUUUAAAAGUGCUAUAACUGUUGCUAGAUGGUUUUAUGAUUUUGAGAAUUGUCAUUUUUGACUGGACUUUAAAGGAGAAAAUUGAACUGAAUUUUGAAAUCUAGCUUAUUCUAGACUGUAGUUGAUGAUAGGUUGCUGAUCCAUUUUUGGGGGAAAUUUGUUUGUAUUUGGUCUAAAAAUUUUUUACGGCAUUACGAGGGGACUAUGAGUGAUGCCUAUGCGAAUGAAAAAUUUGGAUUGAUUUUUUUCAGUUCCAGUCAGAUAAGCUGAUCCAGAUUUAUCUACAAACUUAUCGGAGGAUAUAAGCUUUAUCUAAAAGUGUAUAAAAGUGUCAGAAGAUAAUAUUAUCAUCUACAGAAGUAGGAAAAGAUCUAUUCGAAGUGUCAGAAGUUAAAAGCUUCAUCCACAAAAGUAUGAGAAGAUAGAAGCUUCAUCUGAAAAUCAUCAGAUGGUACAAACUUAAUCUAAAAAUGUAUGAGAAGAUUCAAACUUUAGCUUCAAGUGUAUCAGAUGAUUUAAUCUUCACCUACAAAAGUAUCUGAUGCUGUGAGCUCAUUAUCUCAUUUCUACAUCCCGAGCGGUCGUUCUUCAUUUCCGCUCGCCUGGGAUUUAAUCCGACGUCCGGCAGCUCUUAACAAGCUGGGUGCCGUACUGCUUCUACAUGGAGAAGAAGCUGAUCAUCGGAACGCUCAAAACCCGUUUACUACUCUCUCAAAAAAGACGUCAAGCUCUACAAGUCGCUCUUGAUCAACGACAGUUCCAAGAACCAACAAACAACACUUUAAUUAUUCCAUGAUCCAGCAGAGGAGCUUCUCUGAAGACUGAGCUGAAUCUACAACUCUAUCAGAUGAUAUGGUUCUGCCACCAGGAGUUGAUUGACCCCGGUAUCGGCAGGGAGCAGGAACCGCGAAGAGCCGCCGCCGCCGCCUUGGCCGUGCUGACCGCCGCAAACAAACUCCAAGUCGGUCCAUUGUGCAGUGUCUGGGCCUCUCCCACCUUCCACGCACUCUUUCCGACCGACUCGUUCGCACUCCAAAAACAACCGUUCCUCCUCCUCCGCCUUUUACCUGCACCCUGUCGUGUUUCGCCCGCUUUGGUCCAGCCUGUUGGUCCCAACAAUCCACUAUCCAAUUACCAGCCGCUUCUCAAUUCUAUUUUUUGCCUGUUUUCUUCUUCCUCUCUUGAACUUUUGUGCGCCGUCGGAUUUUUGGUUCUCGGAUUUUGA